Messenger RNA from Colias croceus (clouded yellow), 3594 nucleotides. It is a transcript of the gene Frmd5, whose product is annotated as FERM domain-containing protein 5. Bases 223 to 1866 code for a protein of 547 amino acids. Gene Ontology annotation, molecular function: cytoskeletal protein binding. Gene Ontology annotation, cellular component: cytoskeleton. The transcript is spliced from 12 exons. Lineage: Eukaryota; Metazoa; Arthropoda; Insecta; Lepidoptera; Pieridae. The record is from RefSeq and is a predicted model, not a curated record.
UGAAGCGAAAUGUAAAAAUGGUAAAUGAAAAUCUAAUUCUAAGAAAAUAAAUAUGUAAUAUAUGAUUAAUCUAGCAAGUAAUAUUAUAUCGAGUGACACACAUUUAAUUAUUGGUUUAAUAGUUUCGUCUCUGCUCGUGAAUUUAUGAGGGUUAUUUUAGUUGUUAUUUAAUUAUGUCCUUUUAAUAAUAUUGACUGCAAAGCUUUAUAGUUCGAAAUCAGUAUGUUUAAAAGCCGGGGAGAUAGUAACAUAGUUUAUAAAUGUACUGUGAGAUUAUUAGAAGAUACAGAAAUAUUAGAGUGUGAAUUUCAUCCUAGCUAUAAAGGCAAAUUUCUCUUGGAACAUGUCUGCCAGCAACUAAAUCUGUCUGAAACGGAUUAUUUUGGGCUACGAUAUGUAGACGCUAAUGGUCAACGGCAUUGGCUCCACUUAGCUAAAUUAAUACUGAAACAAGUUAAAGAUGCAUCACCAAUAUUAUUCAGUUUUCGUGUUAAAUUCUACCCUCCAAAUCCAUUGCUACUUAAGGAAGAUGUUACACGGUUCCAAAUUUACUUGCAACUUAAACGAGAUCUGCUUCAUGGGAGACUUUAUUGCACAUCAAAUGAAGCUGCUAUGCUUGGAGCGCUAAUAAUACAAAUUGAACUUGGUGAUUACGAUCCCAGUAUACAUGUCGGUAAUUAUGUGACUGAAAUGCGACUACUGCUCAGACAAACUGAUGCUAUUGAAGCUAGGAUACAGGAGUUACAUAGAGAGCCAGUGGAGGGAACGCCGGGAGGGACGGGCGGUGUUAAGGGCAUGUCCACACAAGAGGCGGAGAGGACAUUUCUCAAGAUCGCUUGCCAACUCGACACAUAUGGCGUGGAUCCACAUCCAGUAAAGGACCACAGAGGCAAUCAACUGUACUUGGGGAUCAAUCAUUGUGGUAUUCUCACAUUCCAAGGCAGUCGGAAGACGCACCACUUCAAGUGGUCCGAGGUGCAUAAGAUUAACUUCGAAGGGCGCAUGUUCAUUGUUCACCUUAACUAUCCUGAGAAGAAGCACACAGUUGGAUUUAAAUGUCCAAGUGGCGCCGCGUGUCGACAUGUGUGGUGUUGUGCGAUAGAACAAAUGUUGUUUUUUACUUUACCAUCAUCAUCAGACGCGUGUGUAUACUCGGGUGGGGGCUUGUUCUCUUGGGGUACAAAGUUCAAAUACGUGGGUCGGACUGAAAGGGAGAUAUUGGAGAGGGACGGACUACUUGCUCCUAGGGUUUCGCAGGACGAGGGUUCAAGCACUGGAGGUAGGCGGAAAGCAUCGAGUGUACCAGCUACGCCUUCCACACCGAUGACUGGAGAUUUCGGUUACAGCAGCCUCCCGCGGUCUACACACAGCGCGCCGCUAGAAGAGAGCGGCGCGGGGGAGGGCGGGGGUGCGGGUGCGGGUGCGGGGGGCGCGGGGGACCUGUGCGAGGGGGGCUGCCUGCUCAGCGGGCCGGCAGUCGACAUCGCGCUCGCGUGCGCGGACCACCUGCGGCGCGACGACAAGAGCGUAUGCGCGGAGUAUACGCGCGACUCGUUCGAGCACUCAUCAACCGAAUCGGGUGCGACAACCCACGUGACGCACGUGUCGCACGCGUCGCAGCCGGCGGACGACUGGCGGCCGCCCGCAUUACAACCCCCACCCAGACCUUUCAGCUUACUACGCGCUUUCGUUCCAUCCUUCUUGUUCGUAUGGCUCUCUCUCGCUCUAGCAAUGCUGUUCAUCUUCGAAACGGAUUGGCCGCUAUUCAGGCCGUUGAAACGGAAACCGGAAAUUGUCUCGCUGAGGCAUCACUAUUACGCGCCGCUCAAGGAGUACCUGAAGAAAAAAGUGGUCGAGCUUUUUUGAUUCGCAUUAGCUUUGCGCGUGGGUGUUGUGCGCUAUCUUGUUAAGUUUACGAGUGGGAGGUGAAAAUUUUCGAUUUUUAAUUACCGGUUAAUAUUUAUUUCUCCGAUUAUUAUUUAUUUAGCCGCUCAGGUUCGGUUGCCUGAUCAGGAAUUCAAAUAUAUUUCACAAGAGGCUCACUAUUAUUUUUAUUUCGAAAAAACCUAACAUUAGGGUCGUUAGUUCGGCAAAAAACGGAAUAAUAACGUGCGUUUUGUGAAAUAUUUAUAUUGUUUUUAAGCAGAGCAUUCAUCGUCGUUUCUGAUAUGGUGGAGAAUAAUUUCUUGUUUUUCGUAUAACUAUAAUAAUAUAGGAUAAUUGUAAGGCAAAAUGAUAAAUAAAAAUAUUUCUUAACGAUGAAAAAUUGAGUAAAAAUCGAGUGUUUCUACCUUUCACGGGCCCUAUAGCUUAUCAAUAUUUUUUAUGCAUUUAUAUUAAUUGAACGUUAAUUUUCGAUGAUCAUAGUAAGAAGUAAGAUUGUGCUCUACAUUGCAGAAAAAUCUCGAAAUUACUUCCAAUCAUGAUAUUUGUACGUAAAGGUAUGAAAAAUAUUGAUAAGCCCAUAUAAUUAGUUGGCCUAAGAGUGAAUAGCGCCAAUUAGUUGAAAUCCCCUUAGUCAGCCGAUAGUCGUGUCAAUUCUGAUGUGUCAAAUUUUUCGACACGUUUUAGGGAAGUACCCGGAUUGUAUUUAUAUACGUUUUGUAUAUAGAACUAAAAUUGCUUCGCAUAAACUAAGGUUAAUAAUGCACCUUUUCUAGGUUAUAGAUAAACAUUUUGUCACACGAAAGCUAAUAUAUUUUUUAUUUGGAAAAGGGCUUGACAAACUGGUGGGCAUAUUUAUGAUUUGCCAAUUUUUGGUGAGAAAGUUAAAGCUAUCUGUUUGAUAAGACCUUGAUGAAUCUAUUUAUAGUAUAAUAAUAUGAUUCAUACGUAUUAACAUUGAUAGAUAACACUGCUUUUAAUAACAAUUUGAUUGCAACUAGAGUGUGAAAGUUAUAUGAAAAGAACUCACCAUUGGGAUUAUUGUACAUUUAACAAAGGAAGACACUAAUAUGUACAGAGUAACAAGAAAAUAUGAUGUAACUACAACUGUUAACAGCUCUUUUGUAAAUACAUGUUGUAAAAAUUCGAUUUGAAUUUUUCUAGAAUCACACAGAAAUAAAAGCACACUUUAUUUUGUAUUAGAUUUGUUAGAAAAAUAAAGAAAACAAAUAACCACAUGUGAAAAUAUGAUUAAUAAUAAUUAAGAACUUUGAAAUGAAUAACGCUAAUUUUGUUAUGUUAUAAUUUUAAAGUAUUUAUGGACGCCUUUUAGCGAGUAAUGCUUAAUAACUCACGCACAAAUAUACAUAUAUAUAUUAUGUGAAUAAGUUUAUGUUUUUAACUUAUUAUAAAUAUUUAUAUUAUCUGCUAACAUUCCACUUUUAACCGCCUUUUUAUUUAUUUAUAAUUUAAUUAAGUAUUUAAGGUACCUGUUAUUAAUUUUAUUAAUAGUAUUUAUAUAAUCGUUUUAUUUAUUUACAUUAUUUAUUAACAUUUCAUUCCAAGAAAUAAAUUUUAAUUGCUCUCUCAUACUUUGUAUUGAUUGAGCUACGUUGUUUUAUUUUUGUCUGUAAAAUUACUUUGAUAUUGACUUUUUGUUUCCUAAGAGAUCUAAUAUAUUAAAUGAUAUGUUUAUAUAUAUGUACUACA